Micromonas commoda is the source of this 2463-nucleotide messenger RNA. RefSeq lists its product with no specific name. The coding region runs from base 1 to 2463 and encodes 820 amino acids. The transcript has a single exon. NCBI's taxonomy places the organism in Eukaryota, Viridiplantae, Chlorophyta, Mamiellophyceae, Mamiellales, Mamiellaceae. The record is from RefSeq and is a predicted model, not a curated record.
AUGGUGCUGAUGCCGCAGUCGCGGCUCGACGGCCUCGGCGAUGCCGUCGAGCUCGCCGACCUGCUGGUCGAGACAGCGCAGACCAUGCGACAGUCGCUCAGGGACGUCAGGCUGGGUGGGCCCGCCGGAGUAGCCGCCGCUUCAGAGGCGUGCAUCGCGGCCAGCGCGUUGGCGAAGCUGUCCAAGACGGCGAACGAGGUGAUGCGAGCGCACAGGGAGAGGUGGCACACGACCGGCCAGGGACCGGCGGUCGGUGCGGGAACGCUGGAGGCCUCCAAGGGCACCGCGCGGAGGCCAAACUCCGCGCGUGCCGUACCGACUCGGUCGUCCAGGCCGCGUUCCGCCGUGCCCGUCGUGCCCUCUCGGCCCAAGACGUCGCGCGCUGCCCCUGCGCCGGCGUCUCCCGUCACGGUCCGCGGGGAGAGCGCGGCGAUGGGCGGACCCCUCGGGUCACUGGCAUCACCGAUAGCGCCCGCGAUGGUCGCCAAGGUGGCCGAGACCCUCGUGGUCGGGAGCCCAUCCCCGGGCCGAGGCAUCUCGGCCAAAGCCGUCGGAGCCAAGUCGCCCGCGCGGCCGGGCACCGCGGGUACCCUCCAGUCUCCGACCCGAUCCCCCGCGAAGGCUCCGACCCGAUCCCCAACGAAGGCUCGGAGUAGCGCCGGUGAGCUCCAAGACGCUCCAAGUAACGCUCCAAGUAACGCUUCGAGACGCUCCAAGUCGCUCAGCCGCGUUCUCUCCCGCGACAACACGCCGUGCACCGAGACUCUCAUGGUCCGACGCGCGGGCGGCAGCGUCGCGAACGUCAAGCCCGUUCCCGUGACGCACCGCCGCACGGUCGGCGCACCCGCGGUCAAGGCGGCCGAGGAGGUGAGCGAGCUGCUCGGUGCGGUGGGACGCAAGCUCGGCGUCGGGGUGCCCAUCGUCGCCCUCGUCGACGUGGAGACUGACGAGGAGCUCACGUUUGAGCGGUACAUGAACCCGAGCGACGGUCGAGUGUUCCCGCCGGGCAAGGCGUUCAUCGCGCUGACCCAGGAGGAGGUGGCCGCGCGACGCAAGGGAGUCCCCACGUCCCCGCUCAAGGCCAAGCCCAAGCCCAAGAAGAAGCCGAAGGGGCGACAGGCUGCGCAGGUUGAGCCGCUGGUUGAGCGGCUGUCCAAACCGAACAAGGCGGCUGUUUCCUUCCAGGUGACCCGCGCCGGCGCCAAGGAUGGAUCGUCCUCCGUGCCCGUCACCGUGCCCGUCACCGUCGAUACCAUCGGAGAGGUACUUCGUAGGGUGAGCACCGCGCUGGAGGUCAGGGCAGUCGCGUUCACGCCGUGCCUGGCGCUCUACCACCAGUCCGACCCGGUGACCCUCAAGGCGACCGAGGUGGCGACACCCCUGGAGCUCGUCAACGGAGGCUCCUACCUCUUCCGAUGCGCGGGAGACCUCGCGCCGGGUAUGGUGAACAACACCGCGGCGCUCAAACAAAAGGAACUGCUCCGCCAGAUCGCAAAACCCAAGGCGGAGAAGGUGGACUCCUUCAUCGUCGGAGUGGCGCACCUCGCCGAUCCGUACGGCCAGGCUGUGGCCAUGCGGUUGCCCGGCGCCAAGGCUCUGCAGCACCUCACCUUCGACGAUCUCUGCCGCAGGGUUCGCAUCGCGGUGGGGUUGUCGGUAGAAACCCCCGUCAGGGGCCUGUUCCGCGCCGACGGGACGAGGCUGGGGUCCCCCGCGGAACUGGAGCGGGGCAUGCGUUUGCUCUACACGGUGGAGCCGGCGUCGGAGGCUGGCGACGCACUCGCCGCGGCUGCGGCGUACCUUCCCGCGGCGGCGACGGCGUUCGCGGAGAGGCGGGAGAUCGAGAUCGAUCACGAAGAAGAAGAAGCCGAGUAUUACGCGUACGCGGGGGGCGAGGGGUUGGAUUACGAGGAGGAGGAGGAGGAUGUCCACGAGGAGGAUGCCGACGACGAGGAGGAUUUCCCCGUGCCGACCCCGACGCAGCCGAGUCCGGUGAAGCCGGCGAGCCCGUCGAAGCUGGCGAGUCCGGUGAAGCCGGCGAGUCCGGUGAAGCCGGCGAGCCCGUCGAAGCCGGCGAGCCCGUCGAAGCCGGCGAGCCCGAUGACAGCUGCCAGCCCGCUCAAACCGCCACCGUCCCAUUUGAACUCCCCGCCGCGACCGACCACGUCGAGGGGAUCUCCGGGGAGGGGACUUUCGUCGCCGGUGGAGUCCCCGAUGGCAUCACCAGGGGUCUUCUCGCCGGGUAAGCUCGCAUCCAACAGCGUGCUGUCGGCGUCGUCACCGAAGAUCCGUCCGGCGUCACCCAAGGCUGGUGAUAACCCCUCACCCAAGGCGUCGCCGCUUCAGCCGGUGGUGGAUGACGACUCCUCUGAUGAUGAGCCGCCCAUCAUGAUAUCGCCGGGCAGGCUCCGGCCAUUACCCAAGGACCACCCGGCUAGAGGCCCUUACCGUACCACCGGAUAG